Molecule: messenger RNA, 144 nt
Organism: Plenodomus lingam JN3
Lineage: Eukaryota; Fungi; Ascomycota; Dothideomycetes; Pleosporales; Leptosphaeriaceae
Source: RefSeq, a predicted model, not a curated record
AUGUCGUUCACCGGCACGGGCGGAGACGUCCGAUAUUUAUCGCGUGGACCAGCGGCUUGGCAAAAUGACGUUGCGAGAGCGAAUCAUGCACCGUCAGCGUUCGUAGCAGCCCUGCAAUUAAACCACACGUCGAAUACGAUGUAA